Messenger RNA from Telopea speciosissima, 4186 nucleotides. RefSeq lists its product as uncharacterized. The record is from RefSeq and is a predicted model, not a curated record. Bases 15 to 4055 code for a protein of 1346 amino acids. Lineage: Eukaryota; Viridiplantae; Streptophyta; Magnoliopsida; Proteales; Proteaceae. The transcript has 4 exons. Gene Ontology annotation, biological process: negative regulation of flower development; shoot system development; negative regulation of DNA-templated transcription.
UUUGGUUUUGCAAGAUGGAGGAGAAUGUUGUGGGGGAGGGUGAGGGCGACUGUAUAAGAGAUGAUUUAACUCCUGUUGCAAAGAAGUCUGGUGUCGAAUUAAUUGAAUCCGGCCCUAGUCGGCUAGACAACACUGCUGAAAAUUACAAGGCAGAUGAAUGUGAGCAUUUUUCGAUCCGUGGAUACGUUGCUGAGGUUCGUAGAAAAGACAUGAAGAUUUGUUGGCCAUUUCCUACUGUUGGUGACCAUAACAAAUUGGAGGAACAAAUGCUUCCUCCUCUACAUGUUCCUCAAUUCAGAUGGUGGCAAUGCCAAAAUUGUCUGAGAAAGACUGAUGCCAAAGAUACUCCAAUUGAAACUGGAGUGGUUAAAAGUUGUUGCAAUAGAGUGUAUGAAACUAAAACUAGUACUUCACCUGGGAUCCUUUCUACUUUGUCUUGUGGUGAUGCACAAAAGUUGAAUUCUAGCUUUCAAGAAUCAUCUGAAGUCAACAUAGUUGAUGCAAGGAAAUCCAGCUCGGAUGUUUCUCUUCCUGUGAAUAAUGAUAAACACUGGCCGGCAUUAUUUGGGAACAAGAAAGAGAAGGGAGCUGAAGUGGUGGACCCAAUCAUGGAAGAUAUUCAUAGAUUGUCUGAUACUGUUGCAGGAGAGAACAUGAACUUGGCAGUUUGUAGGUCAGCCAGUCUAAAGAAAGUUGAUACCUGCCUUGCAGGAGUAAACUUUACAAAAGGAGGCACGUUUAACACCUAUUUUCCAAUUGGCAAGAAGGGAGGUGAUUUAUCUUCCAGUGGAACUGCCAUUGCUACUCCAUUUAAAUCAAAGGGUAAUGAAUUGGUUACGAGUCCCAAUGAAAUCUUUCAAAAGGAAGCUGAAACUCUCAAAUCGAAAGGUGAUGAAUAUGUCAACCGUUCAAAGGAAAUCUUUCAAACAGAAAAGCCUGAGUUUAGCAGGACCAAUUUAUCACAGACCAAUGUAGGAGACAGAGAUGGUGUUACAUCUUCUGUGAUAUCUGAGGUAGAUGAGGCUUCAAAUGCUGUCAUGUGUCAAACAAGAAAACUUCAUUCCCUGGUAUCAAUUGAUAGUUCUUCAGAAGAUGAGAAUUUAGCUGGAGAAGAUUUUCAAGAUCAACAUCAUGUAAGUCGGCGGGGUAAUUCAGGUGGCACGUCCCGUGGGAGCAAACCAAGAAAGGUGUGUUCACUGACUGAUAUAAUAAGAAGAGAGAUGCUAGCAACAUCCAGUGAGCUUCAUUACACUGAAAGAGAUACAAAAACUGAUCACAAGAAGACAGAAGUUUCUCAAUCAAAGGCAACACCAGAAGCAUCCCCUGGGAUGAGUGUAUAUCCCAUUACCAACAAUCAAGUGGCUUUCCAAGGAACUGAUAAAAAAGUUAUGCUCGGUAAGAAAAAGAAAUGCAAGCUGUCACGAGAUAAAGAUGAGGGAUCUUCCAGAAUGAGUUGGCAAAGAGGAGCAACUGAAAACAUUAACAUCCUUAAGGAAGAUUCCGAGACCAUAAGCAUGGAUGCUAUAAAUGCUAAUGGUGAACUAACAGGAGAUGCGUCUUUCCUGCCAGAUUUAUAUUUAGGUUCCAAAAUUUCCUUGGGCAAACAUGGAAAUGAUAAAAAAUUGAUCCUGGAUAGGGAGAAAAAGGAGAUGUCUCAGGUUGAAGGUAGUUUGUCUUCCUUGGCACAUCAUCAGGAUGGUAUUUCUAGUAAAGUUGAGAUUAGGAAAGAUGCAGAAAUCAAGUGUGCGGGGUCUGAACUUAUUCCCAUUAAAUGUUUUGAUGAAGCAGUUGCAGGAACAGAUCUAAAUCCGGGUGCCCAAAUUUAUGUGGCUGCGCAACAAAAAACAAAAAAUCUUGCCCUUGAUGAGAAGAAAAAUAAGGUACCUCAGGUUGAAGGUGAGAAGUCCUCCGUAAUGCUUGGGCGAGAAGGCAUGUCACGCAAAGAUCUGAUUCUAAAGAGAUACCUGGACAGGAAGCACAAGGUUGCUCCAUCUGAUAGUUUGAAUUCUGUUCGAGAUCCAUUUACUGGAAGAGGAGUACAUCGUGGUCUGAAACGUCAUAUGCAGACCCAUAGAAAGGCUACUCUGUAUAAGAGGCAAAAGAACUUGCCUCAAGUAAUUGAAUGUAGGGCCACCGUCCCAGGAUCUGAAAGUGUUAGUUCUCCUCUCAUUUGCCAGCCUAAGGAUUCCUCUAAUGCGUGCAAUUAUGAGAAUGCUGCUGAUGUUAAAGAGCCAUCUAAACUUUCAAUGGAUCAAUGUGAGAACAUGGCCAAUAAGAUGUGUGAAUGGGAAGCUUCAGAUGAUAUACCCAUGGAAAUUGUAGAACUCAUGGCCAGAAAUCAGUAUGAGAGGCAUCAUGAUUAUGCCAAAGAAGCUACAGAGAACAGGUCCUGCUUGCCAGAGACAACUGAGAAAGAUAAGGAUACUGAGCUAAUGGAUUGCACUGAAGCAUUUGGGAAUGAGAUGUUGAGAUUACCGCACAAGAAGUCUAACUUGCAAACAUCCCUGUCCAGCAAUGCAAAAAAUGACAUUGAUUUAGGUCCAAGUGGGGGACUCACCAAACAAAACUCAGAUGCUUGCCUUUCUACUGUUGAUGGAGAAUACUGCAGCAUCAAUUUCAGUAGAAGUCAACUGGAACAAGCUCAGGCCUCUAGUGGAUUUAAAGAAUUUCCAGAGCGCCAAGGAAAGAUACCAAGUCAAGUCUCAUAUCCUGUCAUUGGUUCAAGAAGAAGAUGUGGUACUGAAAAUUGUAGUUGGGAUGGAGAUAUUGUGGGGCAAAGCUGCUUAAGUUCCUCUGUUCAGUCCUUGGGCGCAUAUCAUAAUUCUCAGGCAAUUUUGCAACAACAUUCCAUUGUGGAAUCCCAAUCCGUUUGGUCCACAGUGCCGUCUCGAAUGCCUUUUGAAUCGAAUAGCCCUCACAAAUUCGUUACUGAAGUGAGCAUUUCAAACAGGCUAUCGCAAUCUCCCGGUCCAUUGCCUGAGGGAAAUGUGAACUUGGAUCAUACACUGAAAUCUUUGAAUCUAAAAGCUAGCCAUCUUCAAAAGAAAAAAGGAAGUUCUGAGAUGGAGACAUACAGGGAGGCGCAUUCAGAACAUCUGUUUGCUUGCACAGAUGAGGGAAAUGACUAUCAUCCAAAAAUGAGAGGGUCAUUAGAUUUAUAUAAUAAUGAGACGUUACCAGCUAUGCAUUUGCUCAGACUCAUGCAUGCAGGGGUGUGCUCAAGUACUCCUGUAAAUAUGAAUAAGAAUCGAGAGAGCUUCCUUAAAGAUCCUCCAUAUGCCCAUGAUCAGAUUAUCAAUAAAUUGCCAGGGCCAGAGGCUAGUGUAUCAAAGAGCAAUGGGGCCUUGGGGAACUUAUCUUCAUGUGAUUACCAUAGUAGAAGUCACCAUCUGGGCAAAUCCUGUGAACAUUUUCCUCCAGUUUCUAUUGCCAAAGCUGUUGAUUCUCUUGCACAGAGGGAUGUUAGUUUUGGAAGGGCCACUGUGUUUACACAUGGUCUAGGCAAAUCCUCUGAACAUUUUCCUCCAGUUUCCAUUGCCAAAGCUGUUGAUUCUCUUGCACAGAAUGAUGUUAGUUUUGAAAGGGCCACUGUGUUUACAAAUGGUUUAUUGGGUAAAGCAUUGCCUGGUGCCUUAAAAUAUCAAGACAGAGGAGACGAGAAAAGAUCCUACUCAACUGCACGAACUCAAGGCCCCAAAUUACACAUGUCUGCCAGCAGAAAUAGUCGUACAAAUGAAAAUCAUGAAUACAUGAUCCACAAUCCACAGAAAGAGUGUCUGCUUCUCCCAGCUUCAGAUUCUCGACAAUUUCCUGAACGAUCUCAGACAGCGGGAGGUUUAACCAAACAUGUUGAAUUGAAGGUUGAUAGAAAACAUGAAACAGUCUCUUCUGUGGAAAGAAUAGGCGGGAUUCUGAGCUGCACACUAAACAGGAAUCCAGCCGACUUUACUGUACCAGAAAAUGCAAAUAUUUACAUGAUUGGAGCUGGACACCUGAAAAGGAAGCUUAUUAAUAUUGAUUUGAACAAGCGACCGAAGAAAAUGAAACAUUUAUAGAGCAUGGACAGAUUUAAUCUCUUUAGAACACUCAGCAGGAAGUCAAUAGAAUUACCACCAUGCGUUUUCCAUUGACCAGGUGAGUAAUUGCAUCUAUUUAACCAACUCCAAUUGAGGCACAAGCAUAUGGA